Molecule: messenger RNA, 1501 nt
Organism: Theobroma umbraticum
Lineage: Eukaryota; Viridiplantae; Streptophyta; Magnoliopsida; Malvales; Malvaceae
Gene: LARP6A
Product: RNA-binding protein
Biological process (GO): RNA processing
Cellular component (GO): ribonucleoprotein complex; nucleus
Molecular function (GO): mRNA binding
Source: RefSeq, a predicted model, not a curated record
GGGAAAACCAGAGAGGGCAGGAGAAAAAGAGAAAAGGAAAGGGCGGGAGGGUUUUGAUUUUUAACCCGUUUAAUCAGAACUUUUUCCCUUGCCCUCUCCUCUCUCUCCCCAAGAUGGACAGCCACGUGGGGCUCACCACCGCCACCGCUGGCCCCGCCCCGAACUCUCCGCCGCGUGAUCUUCUUGAUUUCAUUCCCGUCGGAUCCCCAGAGGAGGAGAUUACAUCGCCGCCGUCCGAAGAGGAUCACGACCACGAUCACGAUCACGACCAUGACCACGACCACGACCACGAGCACGGUCAAGAUCAGGAUCAGAAUCAGAGUCACGACAACUCGUCGGCGACUGGUGUCCUUACUGAUGAUCUUAAAAACAAGAUCAUUAAGCAGGUGGAAUAUUAUUUUAGCGAUGUCAAUUUGCCGACGGAUAAGUAUAUGAUGAGUUUGAUCAAGAAAAACAAAGAAGGUUUUGUUCCUAUUUCGGUUAUUGCUUCUUUUAGGAAAAUGAAAAAACUCACCAGAAAUUAUCCAUCAAUAAUUACUGCACUCAAAGAGUCUUCCCUACUUGUUGUGAGUUCUGAUGAGAAGAAGGUUAAGCGCAAAACUCCUCUUCCAGUCAUUGAGGUCAGGGAUCCAAAGUUACUUACUGUUUUGGUAGAAAAUCUUCCAGAGGAUCAUUCAGUGGAAAACAUUAGGAGGAUAUUUGGUGAUGUUGGACACAUAAAGAACAUAUCCAUUUAUGAUCCUCAUGCUGUGGAAGAAUCAAAGAAAAAGGGUAGGGCAGAUAUUUUGAUCAGUAGUAAGUUACAUGCUCUGGUAGAGUAUGAGACUGUCGAGGCUGCUGAAAAAGCUGUGACUACUUUGAAUGAUGAACAGGACUGGAGAAAUGGCAUGCGGGUUAAGCUUGUUAAGCGAGUGAGCAAGUAUGGACAGCGAAGGCAAGCUUGGAGGGGAUCUGAUCCUGAAAAGAACAGCACUGGUCGAGCAUCUGAUCAAACAGGAGAUGAGGAGAAUAAUACAUCAAACGAGCAUCAUGAAGAUAUACCUGAUGAGGAGGAUGGGGAGCAUUUGUCCAAGGAUAAGAAUGGACAUCGAUAUAGAAAUAGAGGACGUGCAAGGAAACAGAAACAUCGUGGUACCAAUGGACUAGGCCAUGGAUCUACAUCUGCUCAUGCCAUUGAACCAUCAAAGCCACCCCCUGGCCCAAGAAUGCCUGAUGGAACCAGGGGAUUCACAAUGGGACGUGGACGACCUCUUGAUUCUAAGCAGAGCUAAGUUAAUUUAUGUCUGCGUUUGGUGUAAUCUUUGCAUUUUGUGCUGUUUAUUGUGCAUUGUACAGAUGUGGGAGUUGGAAGCGGGUUUUCCAACUUGCUUUUUAAGUUUGAAGGGAGAAGUGUAAAAUCCGGUGGAUAUGGUGUUAGUUUUAUCUUUUGAAACUGGCAUUACAACGAUGUAUUAUGCUUAUACAAAUUCUAUUUGGUAGUUGAAAUGUUUGCUUCUGACAA